Molecule: messenger RNA, 852 nt
Organism: Trichogramma pretiosum
Lineage: Eukaryota; Metazoa; Arthropoda; Insecta; Hymenoptera; Trichogrammatidae
Product: GDNF-inducible zinc finger protein 1-like
Exons: 4
Coding region: 22-852 (276 amino acids)
Biological process (GO): regulation of transcription by RNA polymerase II
Cellular component (GO): nucleus
Molecular function (GO): DNA-binding transcription activator activity, RNA polymerase II-specific; RNA polymerase II cis-regulatory region sequence-specific DNA binding
Source: RefSeq, a predicted model, not a curated record
ACAGAUCUACAAGCUAGCAAGAUGGAACUCAGUAAAAUGUUUAGCUGUGUCGUCAAGGUAAAAAAAGAACCCAUUGGAUCGCUUAUGGAAAAUGAGUACGGUAUUAUUGACAAGACUCUCGAUGUAAAAAGUGCUCGAUUUUUCAGAUGUCCGCAAGAUAAUCUAAUUCACAUGCUUCAAAAAUCUGACGAAAAUCAUCAAGGUAAUCUUGAUGAGGUGAAAAUCGAGUUUGAAUGUAAGGACAUGAAGCCCGACGUGAAUUUAUUAGUGGUUACAAAAAUUGAGGAUUGUUUACAAAAUAAUUUUCAGGAUUUGAAAAAUAGCAAUAUUGAUCAAGUUCAAAACAAAAUUAAAGUAGAAACUUUGGGAGCAGUAAAAAAAGAAUCUAUCGUAGACGGCGCAAAAAAAUUGAAUAUGGAUUUCGACUGUGGUCUCAGCGAGCCAAGAGAGGAAAACAGUGUCACAAAAGAGUUGACCGAUAACUAUAGACUUGAAACGCAAAUCAUAACAACGCGUAGUGGUACUGGCAUUGCUUGUGAUGCAUGUGGAAAGUCAUAUACAUGGAAUAAAAGUCUCAAAAAACACAUCGAUUCGGUGCAUAACAAAAUCGCACACGCAUGUGAUACAUGCGGCAAGAAAUUCACAACUAAGAGUAGUCUCAAAAUCCACAUCGAUUCGGUGCAUCAUAAAGUCACUCAUGCAUGUGAUAUUUGCGAAAAGUCAUUUACUGAUAAAAGUAAUCUCAAAAAACACAUCGAUUCGGCGCAUAUUCGAUACACAAUGGUAUCAAACAUUCAUGUGAUUUAUGCGGAAAAAUGUUUAAUCAAAAGGGUCUUCUCAAAAGACAUGUAA